AGGAGUGGAGGUAUCUUCUGGAAGGUUCUAUUCUGCCAGUCAUAAUUUACACCCAUCACAAGAACCUGACCUACUUGCAAAUGGCUCAAUUCUUGUCAGGCUCAUUGGCCUUUCUUCUUUGCUUGAUUUCAGUUCCGGCCCGCUGACAAAAUACUAAGGCUGAUGCUCUCUCCAGGGCCUUUCAAAACCACAGAUACAGAAGACGAGCCCCAGUUCAUCAUUGAACCAACUAAAGUAGUCCCAGUGGCUCCAGUUACCUGUCCAAGGUCUCCCCAGGUAAGAUCUUUGUUCUAGAGUCUGAACGCAAUGCUGUGGGGACAUAUGUCCAAGAUUGCUGGCCAUCCAGAUCAAUGUGGGACCUUGAAUCUCAUCUUCUGACAUUACUGGUGGCCAUUCAUGUCAAUGGAUAUUAGAGACUUUGUGGCUUCCUGUGCCUUUUGUGCCCAAAACAAGUCACCUAGGUUGAAGCCUGCAAGUCUAUUAUUUCCACUGCCAGUGCCUGAGGUCCCCUGGCAGCAUAUUUGUAUGGACUUUGUGACCGAUUUACCUGUGUCUAAUGGUUGCACAGUCAUCUGGGUUGUCGUUUUAGUCUGCUUCCAGGUCUGCCAUCUGCUGCCCGUCUGGCUGAGCUAUUCAUUCUUAAUGUUUUCCGCCUGCAUGGAUUUCCUCGCCACAUCAUCUUGGAUAGAGGUGAAAGGUUCACCUCCCGCUUCUGGAGAUCUUUAUGUAAGUCUCUGAAUGUGUCUUUAGACUUAUCCUCUGCUUACCACCCACAGUCUAACGGCCAGGUGGAGCGCAUUAACCAAAAACUGGUCAACUUCCUACGACACUUCACCCUUUGCCCUUUAGGACGAUUGGGUAAAUCAUCUUCCCUGGGCGAAGUUUGCUCAGAACUAUUGCGCCAGCCAAGCCACAGGUUAUGCAAAGGCACUUCACAGAACCCUCCUCCUGUCACUAUGGAUGAUUAAUUCGAAGUCAAGGACAUCCUCGACAGGAGGAUCAUCAGGGACUGAGGAAUACAAAAAUAACUUAAAAUCACCAGAGAGCAACAGUAACCCAGUUUUCAGACGCUACCUGCGCAAGAUGCUAAACGAGGCUGAACGUUUUGGGCUUCCAGAAGACUCCAGUUCCGAAGUCUAUUAUAACGCUGAGAUGGUCCUUACAAAACAGAUGGUUGUUGAGAUUCAGAAAUUCAUUGAUGAUGAAGACUGGAAUGUGGGAGCUCUUGAAGAUGCCUUGACCAGGACAUUAGUGCAAUUCAGAUUUCAGAACGUGAAAGAAUGGUGGACGGGCAUGUUUGAGGACUAUCUUGGAAUCGAUAUUGGCACCACUUUUAAGAUUGUGCUGUGUAUUACGUGCAUAGUAUCAGUCGUGGCGACAGAGCUGUGGACACGUAUCGGAUGGUUCACACAGAUAAAGAGACUCUGUAUACUAAGCUUUAUUGUGAGCGUGGGCUGGAACUGGAUGUACUUAUACAAGGUUGCUUUUGCGGAACGUCAGGCAGAACUGACAAAGAUGCACAAGUUUGAUGGCAGCUGUGGUGAGAAGAUAAGCUGGUCUGAAAGUCUGUUCGAAUGGUGGAAGGGGGCUUCUACUUUCCAAAAUGAUCCCUGUGAAGAAUAUUUUAAAGCUCUAAUGAUAAGUCCAGCACUCAUGGUCCCACCUACAAAGGCUCUGGCACUUACAUUCACAGACUUCAUAACAGAACCCUUAAAACAUGUGGGGAAAGCAAUCGGAGAGUUCUUAAAAGGCUUGCUGUCAGAGAUUCCAGUUUUCUAUCAACUGCUAGUACUUAUUCUCAUAGCAGUUAUCAUCAUUGCUUCAUGUUAUGGGGCAACCAAAUCAAUUAGUGAGAUUCUUGUGCACAGGAACCAUGGAGAUACACAGCGGGAGAGACUGCCACCUGCAGAGCCACAGAGACCACGCUAUGGAAAUGUUAUUGAAGGAUGGCAUCAGCAGCCCUACAAUAUAGAACCACAAUAUGAGCCACUUGACAGAUAUCCCCGACAUCAGAGGCCAGAGAGCCUGCAAGCAAUGGACAGAAAUAAUCCGCAUUUUCCAAGUGCUUUAUGUUAUGGGGCAACCAAACCAAUUGGUGAGAUUCUUGUGCACAGGAACCAUGGAGAUACACAGCGGGAGAGACUGCCACCUGCAGAGCCUCAGAGACCACGCUAUGGAAAUGUUAUUGAAGGAUGGCAUCAGCAGCCCUACAAUAUAGAACCACAAUAUGAGCCACUUGACAGAUAUCCCCGACAUCAGAGGCCAGAGAGCCUGCAAGCAAUGGACAGAAAUAAUCCGCAUUUUCCAAGUGGUACAGAGGUGGACUCUUCUUCGAAAGAUAAGGAUAGUGGACAUGGACAGAAGAUGGAGUUUACAGAGGACAGCAGAGGAAAAACGGACAAACCUGUAGAACUGAGCUCUUCUGGAAAACAGAGAAAAGAAGAGCUUCCAAAGGACACAUCUGAUGGUCCAAGUCAAAGCGAAAAGGAGCAACGGCAAAGGAAAGAAGAUCCUAUAGAGCAGAAGUCUUUGACUAAAAAUCAUAUGACACAUGACUCUCCACUGGAAAUAACUAAUAGUACACAACAAGGCAAAGCAGAGCAUGUACACAAGAGAUCUUUUAGUCAAGAGCAAAUGGUGGAGGUGGAGACUUUACUUCAGAAUACUUAUGGUGAACAUCAAAAGACUGAGGAGCCUCUUGAAAGAUCUUCUAGUCAACUGCAAGGGAGAAAGGACUUUUUGGAAGAUACCGGUAUAAUGAAGGAAGGGCACCUACAGGACAAAUUAUUAGAGCUAAAAGGUGAUUUGAAAAAGGAGCCCUCAGAACAGAAGAUGAAUAGAGAAGAAGUGUCUACGGGUUGUGAAGCACCAAUCAGCAGCUGAGGUACAUGCAGCGGAAUCGGCAGCUACAUCCAUCAUAGCCGUGUGUCUGUGUACUGAGCUGUAAUGACGGGAGGAGAUUAGAAGUUUUGUUUUUUUUGUUUUAGGUUGGACUGCUAUCAUUUUAUUACUACUUACAAAAUUUUAUAGUAUUUCUACUCCUCUAAUUUCCUGCAAUACAACUGCUUAAUCUGAAAAUGAUAUAAUGUUGUGGAAUAAGGACAUUUUGUGUGGAGAAGAACCUUACAUCUGCCAUAUUCCUCAGUAUUAGCA
This is a messenger RNA of Bufo bufo (common toad), 3153 nucleotides long. It is a transcript of the gene CLCC1, whose product is annotated as chloride channel CLIC like 1. NCBI's taxonomy places the organism in Eukaryota, Metazoa, Chordata, Amphibia, Anura, Bufonidae. Gene Ontology annotation, molecular function: chloride channel activity. The transcript is spliced from 13 exons. Bases 961 to 2883 code for a protein of 640 amino acids. Gene Ontology annotation, cellular component: endoplasmic reticulum; membrane. The record is from RefSeq and is a predicted model, not a curated record.